This is a messenger RNA of Zea mays, 1450 nucleotides long. RefSeq lists its product as uncharacterized. Lineage: Eukaryota; Viridiplantae; Streptophyta; Magnoliopsida; Poales; Poaceae. Bases 305 to 1450 code for a protein of 381 amino acids. The transcript has 4 exons. The record is from RefSeq and is a predicted model, not a curated record.
CCAGUGGAAUGAUGAACAGAUGAAGCACACGUCCACCGAAUCAUCUGGGGCUUUCCAGCUUCAGCUUCCAAACACAGCAGCUUGCUCAUCAGCUGUGUUCUUGCGCAGGACUUACCGAGAUGAUAUGGCAACAUCGAAGUGACCUGACAGCCUGAUACAACCCACUUGUGUCGAUCGGAUAGGGCCAUUAACCUCGUAUCGAACUCAACGAUCCGAGAAGUGAGAGCACGCCUACAUAUAUACCCUAAGAGCCAAUGUAUCCCAAGCACCUCGGUCGAGCUAGCUUACGAAUUAAUAAACAGCAAUGGCGAACACUAAGAUUGCGGUAGCCAUCGCCAUCCUGCUAGCUCUGCUUCAGGUGUCAUGCGCCGCAGCCCGGCGGCACGGCAAACCAGCUCAUGGCGACCACGACGGCAACGGCACCCCUGCUGUGAUGACGGUAAACGGUUUCGAGCGAGGUGAGGAUGGCGGCGGCGCAGCAUCGUGUGAUGGCAGUUUCCACAGCGAUGACAAGCUGAUCGUGGCGCUGUCCUCGCGGUGGUACGCGGGAGGGAAGAGGUGCGGUGAGGCUAUCCGCAUCACAGCGGAGAGCGGGCGGAACCGUGAGGGCACGGGUCGUGGACGAGUGCGACUCCCAUGGAGGAUGCCGCAACAACAUCGUGGAUUCCUCCCGAGCCGUUUGGAAGGCGCUCAGGCUCGAUACGGAUGUCGGCGAGGUCCACGUCACGUGGUACGACGCCUGAACACGCUACACACCGAGUUGGAUGGCCGCCCGACCACGGAGAAAUUGGGAACCACGGCGCGCGGUUCUGUCCUACCAAUUGUUAUCACUACACUCUCCACGUACUUGAUAGUGGAAAGGUCGAUACGAUCGAAUAAAACUUCCCUUCCACAACAAAUUGUUGCUUGGGAAAAGAUCAAGGGCCCUUGGGGUCCACCGGUCAAAGAGAUCGCACGAGAUAAGAACCUCCGAACUACUAGGGGCCACCCAUUUUGUCAUGGUUUGCAAGACCUUUCACCUCUUUCAGGGAGGUGUGGUAGGAUUGACUACGAGAUGUUUACAAAUGAUCUCUCGUGUGUAUUAGACUACGAUAGAAUAUCUGGUGGCAAUCUCUCAUCCAGAAGAGAGAGAGAGACGGUGGGGCUGCAGUACGAUCUCGUCGGGAACCCAUUGGGCGCGGUUCGCGCCACCUUCGAGAGGACGACCGCUGCCGCUGCGGUGGAGUCUGGAGGAGCCGACCCUGUGGCGGUGUUCCGUGGCAAAGACUGGGGUGCCGGCGACCUCUUCCGCUCCUUCCUCCUCGAGCAAGACGAUCUUGGCAAGGUUCAGGUGUUGGAUUCGUCAAAUCUUGGAUUGAUCAAACCAGACACCCUGGUCCGGUAUCGGGGAAUGGUUCAGGAUAUGCUUGGGAAUGAGUACUACAUUGGUGCUUUCAAGGUACUGGACUAA